AUGUGCCAUCUGCCCGUGGAAGUGGAACACAAGGCAUAUUGGGCCAUAAAGGAGAUGAAUAUGAAGGUGCUGGCCUGUGAAGAAGAAAGGAAGCUGCAACUACAAGAGCUGGAGGAACUAAGGCUGGAAGCAUUUGAUUCAACAAUUUGGUACAAGGAGAAAACAAAGCUUUGGCAUGACAGGAACCUACGGGUCAAGGAACUACGAGUUGGGCAGAAAGUACUUCUUUUUCAAUCUCGGCUUAAGCUAAUGCCUGGGAAGCUGAAAUCCAAGUGGAUAGGACUAUACACCAUCGUCGGCCUUCGAGCAAAUGGAGCAGUGGAAAUCCAAGGAAGCGCCCCAAAUUCUGUUCCCUUCCUCAUCAAUGGACAUCAGGUAAAAGUAUUUAGGGAUAGUUUGGAAUUGCAUGUAGUGGAGGAAGUGCCACUGCAUGCAUCCGUAAUUAUUGCCUAA
Molecule: messenger RNA, 453 nt
Organism: Salvia hispanica
Lineage: Eukaryota; Viridiplantae; Streptophyta; Magnoliopsida; Lamiales; Lamiaceae
Source: RefSeq, a predicted model, not a curated record